AUGAAGAUAAAUAUUUAUCAGAGCGUACAUACUAAGGUUAUAACUGUGUGUGUCCUUAUCGAAGCCCAAAAUCACACGUUUUACCACAGCAGCAACAUGUCAGGCAACAAUUUUGAGAUAACAGAGGAAAGACUCAAAGAGUAUACAGACAAUGGAUUUAUCAUUGUUAAAAAGCUCUUUGAUGAAGAGGAAGUUCGUAAAUUAAAGAAGUGUUUUGAGGAUACUGAAGAAGUUGUGCAGAACAAAAUGAGAGUGGAUGACAGUUUGGGAAGAGAGGUAAAUUUGACAGUUUGGAGUCACCCAGGAAAUGACGUCACAGGAAUGGCAGCUAGAUCCGAGAAAAUUGUCAAUGCUGCAGAAAAGCUGCUUGGAGGAAAAGAGGUGUAUCACUACCAUGGAAAGUUGAUUCAGAAGAAUGCAAAGUCUGGUGGAACUUUCCUUUGGCACCAAGACUACGGAUAUUGGUACAAAAAUGGCUGCCUCUUUCCAGAAAUGCUUACGUAUUUUAUUGCUUUAGACAAAUGUGAUAAAAGCAACGGGUGCUUAAAGGUUUUGAAAGGCUCCCACAAAUGUGGUCGCAUCGAGCAUAGCAUGGUGGCUGGACAAACAGCAGCUGACAUAAACAGAGUGAAAGAGCUUAAAAAGAAACUCGAGCUGGUAUAUGUGGAGCUGGAGCCAGGAGAUGCCCUCAUUUUUAGCUGCAAUCUGCUUCACUGCAGUGGACCAAACGACUCCGACAGGCGGCGCUGGGCGUACCUCAUGUGUUACAACACGCGUCACAAUAACCCGGUCAAAGUGCAUCACCACCCGUGUUAUACCCCGCUAAAUAAGGUUCCUAAUACCGCCAUCAAAGAGUGUGAGAACUACACUGACUUUACGGGAAAGCAAUUUAUGGAUCCGAAAGAAAGUUCUACUUCAAAAGCGAAAUAAAUAAAAAGAACAUGCACAAAAGACGUUGUUUUUAGAAAAGAAUGUGAUCAAGGAAACGUGAAGGACGUGGAUAUUCUGUAUUUAAGUUAAUCGUGUCAUACGCUACCUGUAUGCUUUAUAUAUGCCAAUGAAUUUACUUGUACAUGUAUCGUAAAACUAAGAAAACUUACUUUAAAAAAUUGGAUAAACUGUUUCCCGAAA
Magallana angulata is the source of this 1131-nucleotide messenger RNA. Its product is annotated as L-proline trans-4-hydroxylase-like. The transcript has 9 exons. The record is from RefSeq and is a predicted model, not a curated record. Lineage: Eukaryota; Metazoa; Mollusca; Bivalvia; Ostreida; Ostreidae. The coding region runs from base 1 to 930 and encodes 309 amino acids.